GGGCGCGCGCGGACCUGGAGGAGGCGCCCCAGAAGGCGGCGCCUCUCGGAGGAAGUUUGUCCUUUAACUGCAGAGCCGGGUUCGCCGUCGCAGCAACCUCCAGGAGCGAGCAGCGGGCGCCCACGGGAGCCGUCAGUGUCGCCCCGGGUGCAUCGCGCGCACCGCGGCCAUGGGCGGCUCGGCCUCUAGCCUGCUGGACGAGGGCAAGUGCACCUACAUCCGAGGGAAAACUGAGGCUACCAUCAAAAACUUCAGUCCCUUCUAUAGUCGUCAGUACUCCGUGGCCUUCUGCAAUCAUGUUCGCAGUGAAGUGGAACAGCAAAGAGAUUUAACAUCACAAUUUUUGAAGACCAAGCCACCACUGGAGCCUGGAACUGUUCUGUAUGAAGCAGAGCUAUCACAGUUUGCUGAAGACAUAAAGAAGUGGAAGGAGCGGUACAUUGUGAUUAAAAAUGAUUUUGCUGUGGAGAGCUAUGAGAACAAAGAGGCCUAUCAGAGAGGAGCAGCUCCUAAAAGCCGAAUUCUUCCAGCUGGUGGCAGGGUGUUAACCUCAGAAGAUGAAUAUAAUUUGUUAUCUGAUCGGUUUUUCCCAGACCCUAUUGCAUCCAGUGAGAAGGAGAAUGCUCAGCCCUUUGUGGUCGUGCCUAAGGAAUUCCCAGUGUACCUGUGGCAGCCGUUCCUCAGACACGGCUACUUCUGCUUCCACGAGGCCGCCGAGCAGAAGAAGUUCAGUGCUCUCCUGAGUGACUGCAUCAGACAUCUCAAUCACGAUUACAUGAAGCAGACGACGUUUGAGGCCCAAGCCUUUCUAGAAGCUGUGCAGUUCUUUCGGCAGGAGAAGGGACACUAUGGCUCGUGGGAAAUGAUCACUGGGGAUGAAGUCCAGAUCCUAAGUAACCUGGUGAUGGAGGAGCUCCUGCCAACCCUUCAGACAGACCUUUUGCCCAAAAUGAAGGGGAAGAAGAAUGACAGAAAGAGGGCCUGGCUUGGUCUCCUUGAGGAGGCCUACAAACUGGUUCGGCAUCAGGUUUCAGAAGGAUUAAGUGCCUUGAAGGAGGAAUGCAGAACUCUGACGAAGAACCUAGAAGGAACCAUCCGUUCAGACAUGGAUCAGAUCGUGAACUCAAAGAACUUCUUAAUUGGAAAGAUCAAAGCAAUGGUGGCCGAGCCAGCAGAGAGAAGCUGUGCGGAGAGUGUUCAACCAUUCUUGGCAUCUAUCCUGGAGGAGCUCAUGGGGCCGGUGAGCUCAGGAUUCAGUGAAGUACGCUCACUCUUUGAAAAAGAAGUGGAUGAACUUACCCAGAACUUUCAGACCACCAAAGACAACGCCCAGCUAAAAGAGCAUCUAGACCGGCUUAUGAAUCUUCCACUGGAUUCUGUGAAGAUGGAACCUUGUUAUAUUAAAGUCGACCUGCUCCAGGAACGCCUGCAGGAUCUCAAGAGCCGCUUCAGAUUCCCCCACGUCGAUCUGGUGGUCCAGAGGACCCAGAACUACAUGCAAGAGUUAAUGGAGAAUGCAGUAUUCACUUUCGAGCAAUUGCUUUCCCCACACCUCCAAGGAGAGGCAUCCAGAACUGCGGUCGCCAUUGAGAAGGUUAAGCUCCGAGUCUUAAAGCAAUAUGAUUAUGACAGCAGCACCAUCAGGAAGAGGAUAUUUCAAGAGGCACUGGUUCAAAUCACACUUCCCACCAUGCAGAAGGCACUGGCAUCCACAUGCAAACCAGAGCUCCAGAAAUACGAGCAGUUCAUUUUUGCAGAUCACACCAAUAUGAUUCACGUUGAAAAUGUCUAUGAGGAGAUUUUACAUCAGAGCCUCCUUGAUGAAACCCUGAAAGUGAUAAAGGAAGCUGCUAUCCUGAAGAAACACAACUUAUUUGAAGACAACAUGGCCUUGCCCAGUGAAAGCGUAUCCAGCUUAACUGAUCUAAAAACCCCUGCAGGGUCAAACCAGGCCAGCCCUGCCAGGAGAGCCUCAGCCAUUCUGCCAGGAGUUUCAGAUAGUGAGACCCUGAGUAAUGAAGUAUUCCAGGAGUCAGGGGAAAAGAAGCAGCCUGGGGUCCCUAGUCCGUUGGCCAAAGAAGAAAGCCUUUCUCUUCCUGUACCCGACCCUCCCCCGGGUGAGAACGGACAGGUGAUUAUUGCAGGCAUGGAUGGCCCUGUCAUAGAUCUUGUGGCUGCAGAGGACACGGCAGGAGCCCUGGGCACAUGCUCACCAGAGCUGGAGUUUGGAGGGGCUCCUGAGGGUGGAGAGCCCACCUGCGAAAAGCCAGAAUCCAGCUCUGCCUCAGGCUCCUUAAAGGAGCUCAGAAAUUUGUUGACAGUGACCAUUGAGGUACCAGUGGAAUCUGCCACCCUUGAGAUUGAAAAAGAUACAAACGAGGAGACCCUUGUUCCCCAAGAAAUUGAAAAAUUAGAGGAAACGACUCAGAUCUACACAGAGGCCAGUCCAGCAGCUGCCUCCAGCCAACACAGCUGUGAAGAGAAUGAAGUCAGUGAGAGGGAGGCCCAUUCUGCCCCUCCGGAGGCAGAGGCCGGCAGGGUGGAGUUGGGGGGAUUUCUGGAGGCUCAGCUGAUCUGUGAAGGGCUCACCCAGGGUGACAGCCACCCAGACCCCACAGAGCAGCAAGCAGAGGCCGGGGAGCCCGCUGAGAGCGAGCUCACAGGCAGGGCUUCCAGACUGGAGGCCCAGGCUGUAUCCACUGUGGAGGGUGAGGCCAGGCAGCAAGAAGAUUGCAUUUCCAGGGCUGACCACACGUGCCCCAGUGAGAGCCAGGUUUCUGUGGAAGAAGUGGUGGGAGGGAAUAGCAGCAUGGCCCAGGCUGCUGCCAGUGUGGAGACAGAGCAGAUUCAGGCUGCUGAUGUUCAUGAGUGUCAGUGGGUGGUGGAGAAUGUUCCAAACAUCGAUCUGCUAGAUUCACAAGACGUCGGGGAGAGUACCCUAGGGACACCCUCAGAAGAGUGAAAGGGGCAAUUUGGCAUAAGUAUUUCUUUGCACAAACUCAGCCAGAGGUUAAUGGUUAUGGGUAUGCUUAGGGGUUACACGCAAGUUGUUACCAGAAAAAGCAAACAAACAAACAAAAAAACAAAAUUAAGUACUUAGUGUGUGUAAUGAAACCAGAGGCUAUGCACACCGGGCAUGUGCACUGAGGCAGACCUUUGUGGAAUUGAACAGUUCUACCAUGAAUUACUGCGUUAGCAUUUUAAUAGGAAUUACAAAGUAAUGGAGUGUUUGGGGUGAAAGGCAGCUGAGGGUGUCUAAGGGAAGCAGUGGUGUUCCAGCAAAGAUGAAGGAACCAGUGGGAGCACGGUUGCCAAUACACUGCACAUUUUCCUCUAAUGCACUUUAAGGCUUUUUAAUUUUGGGUAAGAAUGCAAAUGUAUACUGUAAAUCCAGCUUCACCGUCUACUAUCCCCACUUCACUGUCCCUGAAGGACUCAGCAUUCAUCCACAGUCAGAUCGCAGGAAAGGGUAGGUGGCGAGCACUGGUCACCCUGCUGUGGGCAGUCCUACAGCGCCUGAGACAUUAUGCCUGAGAGAGCCCAUGGGGAGCUGAGCAGAAACAGAGGAACGUUGUGGUCUGUGGGACUGUCUGAGCCUGUUACUAAUUCCGCUAUCAAUGUCUUGUUAAUUAAUCGUGUUGAUUCUUAUUAAUUAAUCACCUUUUGGGGAAAUUCAGAUGAGGCAAGAAAAUUUCCUUGGCAUGUGUAAGCCUGAAAGCAUUCCAAAUUAGUCUUAGAAUGUGCAGAGAGAGCUUAGCUAAUUACCGAGUGUAAAAGACUACCAAUUAAACAAGCAUUAUUUGAAAGCUACUGUAUGCCACGUGCUGUGCUAGGCAUAGUAAUAACAAAAAAGAAGAAGAAAAGAUAAAGGUGCUUUGUCUAGCAUAAAUUAAAAGGCCUAUGGGAAUUUAAAGAAAAAAAAUAUGUCCAUUUUCAAACCAUGACAACUUUCUGUCUAUCCAUUCAGCAGUCCUGGUUCAUUCCCAGAAGGGGAAUAAGGUGAAUAAAUGGGGAAGGAAGGAAGAAAGGAAGGAGAGAGAAGAAAAAAGAAAGGCAGGUGGAGAGCAAAAGAGAGAAAGAGAAAAGCCAAGUUGUACAAUAUCAAAUUCCAAAGAUGUCACCCCAAGUGGAAAUCAUUUGUUUGAUCAUGCAGCAAGUUAACUGAGUCCCAAUUAUGUCCCCGGCAUGGAGAUGCUGUAGUGAAAAAGACUCUGUUCCUCUCUCCCAGAACUUAUACCUUAAUGGAAAUAGACACAGAUACAUCUUCUCGAUGGAUCGUGACCAAUGAUAACUGUUAAUGUUAAAGGAUUAAUCUUGCAAAAGAUUAAAAAGAUGUGUUCUAAUCUUCAAGAAAAUACCAUGUUAUUUUUUAAAAGCUUCUGGCCCAGGAACUACCUGUUGAUACUUCCUUGCAUAAAUUUUAGCAUUAGAUCCCAACAUAUUGUUGUAAAAGUCUGUUUUGAUCAUCAUCAGCAAAUUUAUAUCAGUUCUUUUAUCCCACAGUUUAACUAUUUAACCAGGAAUUAAAAUAUAGCUCUGUCCACCUCCCCAGGAAGAAUUUCUAGGUUUCUACGUCACAAAGAAUGAAGAAUAAUCAGUAUAACUAUAUUCUCAUAUUGAAUCAUUAUAACUUCUCUUAGAGUGUUUAGAUCUUCACAUCUAUGAAGGAUCUCCUUGUAGGGAAAGAAGGCAGAGGCCACUCCUCCCCUGGUCCCCUGCAGUACCCAGUGUUCACUCAUAUCCUUGCAUUUAGCAUAGAGUAUUGAAAUUCUAUUUACUUCCCGUCUCUUCCGGGGGCCCCUCUGCUCAAGGACAGAAACUGGGGUUUAUUAAUCAUGUGUGCUUCCUGCUAGGGAGACACAGCCUUGAGUAACAGCUCACUGCCUUCUCAAGCCACUUUCAUAUCCCUAGUGCUGAGCAUAAGCACUGGCACGCGUCAAGCUGCUCAGGAAACGUGAGAACUGAACGCCUGCCACGCUGCUGUGCCGGGGCUAUCUGGGGCUUGCUGUCAGGCAGGGAGACGUUUUUAAUUGGACUUUUUGCCCUUGGGGAGUCUUCCCUUAAGGCGAGUCCAAAGUCCAAGAGGCAGACAGCCAGAUGGUCAGAUGCGCUGCCCAGUAAGGCCAGGAGCCAAAGGAGCAGUGCCCAGCCCCACCCGGGACUGCCCUUCUCUCUCCAGGAGACGUCAGCGAGCAAGGAGGUACAUGCGCUCAGUACGAGCCCAUGCUGGAGCUUCCCACCUUCCUCCCUUUGCUCACCUCAGGGCUUCUUGGACCCCUCGAAAAACUAAGCGAUUUUUCCAACCCUAAAGAAAGUACAUCUCACUGCAUUGGAUGGAUGAACAUCAGUGACCUCUCUUUACCCAUCUUGUAGGCCAGAGGGUGCUGGGAGGAUAUAGCUGACAAUACAAAUAAUUUUUCUGUACAGAUUUCACAAAAGACAAGUUCACUAGAUUAAGUGGGAUGAUUGUUCUGUUUGAAGGUGGAACAGGAAACUAACGUUCGUUAAAAAUAUUCCUUAUUCAUUUCAACAUGUCGAAUGGCAUAGCUCCAUAUUACUAUGAGCUUGUCUUGUUUUUAAUAGACUUGUUCAUGUUGAUUCAGUGGUUUCCAGGUUAGAGCAAGGUUAUUGUAAUUUAAAUGAGCAGCAUGAAAGGCUUCUGCAGGCUGCUCUAGGGAUCUCUCCUAUGGGCAAAUCCAUUAGAAAUGCAUAAAACCUCAGGACAUGGUUUUUGGCAAAAAUCCCAUGACUUUAAAUCAGCUAUGUUACUGUUGACCUUUUACAAAGAGAAUGUUUUCCUUGAAAAAAUUUGGCUUGUCAUUUUUUCCUUUGCAGCUUAGAGUGGAGACAGUGGUGCCUUGAGUCAUGCAGAGAAAACUCUCUUUUCAAAAAAAAAUAUUUUGGAAACCACAAGGAUAAGAUUCCGACCUGUCCAAAAGCUUUUAUAAAGAGGCUGAGUGUGAGGAACUGCAGGUCUUUGGGCCUGAUCUUCUACAUUUUAUUGCAAAGAUUCUCAAGUCUGGUUUUGUGACCCACCAGACUGGAGUCGGUGAUUUCAAAGGGUUUCACAGUUCUGCCAGAUGAGUGUGAUUUUUAUUCUUUAUAAAAAGUGCUAAAUGCUAUAUGCUACAUAGCAAUUUUACUAUGGGGAGGGGAAGGGCAUUACUGAUUAAAGCAAUACAGAUUCAGUAGGUUAAAAAAAGUCAGCUACGUGUGUCUUCUUACUUUACCCAGGGUUUGGGGACCUGCCUUCUGAAGUUUGUAACUUCAAGAAUAAAAUCUACACUGUGGAUGGGUUUUUCUGGUCACUAUAUAAAGCAAAUAAACUUAAAAGCACUUUGUAACCACAUAUUUACUCUGCCAAGUGCCUAUAUUCCAAUAAAAUGUUCAUCCUUGAA
This is a messenger RNA of Leopardus geoffroyi (Geoffroy's cat), 6398 nucleotides long. RefSeq names its product niban apoptosis regulator 1 (gene NIBAN1). The transcript is spliced from 14 exons. The record is from RefSeq and is a predicted model, not a curated record. Bases 170 to 2962 code for a protein of 930 amino acids. Lineage: Eukaryota; Metazoa; Chordata; Mammalia; Carnivora; Felidae.